This is a messenger RNA of Quercus lobata, 1104 nucleotides long. RefSeq lists its product as uncharacterized. Lineage: Eukaryota; Viridiplantae; Streptophyta; Magnoliopsida; Fagales; Fagaceae. The transcript is spliced from 3 exons. The record is from RefSeq and is a predicted model, not a curated record. The coding region runs from base 1 to 1104 and encodes 367 amino acids.
AUGGAUGAUUAUAAUGGUACUCAUGAGAGUGGCCAUUUUAUGGAACUAUUAAUGGAUGGGGAUUACAGAAAUUACUGUGAUGAUCAUGAUGGUGGUGAUUAUAACAAUGUUGACAAUAAUAAUGAUGGUGAUAACAAUGAUGAUGAUGAUGGUGAGAGUAGUGACAGUGAUGAUGACAGUGAUUCUGAUAAUGAUGAUAAUAAUGACGAUUCUGAUGAGGAGUUUUACCAGCUUGUGACAGUUACCUGUGAAGCAGUUGUGACAUAUUUCAAUAAGUACAUUAAUGAGACUCUUUGUUAUGAUUCUGAACAAACAGGGUGGGCUUGGGUGAGACAUUGUAUGGAAGGUAAUGAGAAAUUGUGUUACAAUAUGUUUAUAAUGAAAAAGGAGGUGUUUCAUAAUUUGUGUCAAGUUUUACAACAUGACUAUGGACUUCAACAUUCAAGGAAUAUAAGUUUAGAAGAGUUAGUGGCAAUCUGUUUAUUGAAACUUGGUCAUGGAACAUGUAACCGAAUGGUUCAAGAAAUAUUUCAACAUUCGAGUGAAACCAUAAGUAGACAUUUUGAGAAGAUGAUCACUCUAUUGGGGGCUCGCUUUGUAGCUGCAUAUGUAAAGCCUUCAGACCCAACUUUUAGUGAAGUUCCAACCAAAAUACAAGACCAUCCAAUUUGUUGGCCACAUUUCAAAGAUUGCAUUGGUUUGAUUGAUGGCACACAUGUGAUAGCGGUUGUACCUACUGAGAAGUCCAUUCCAUACUUUGGAAGAAAGGGAUAUUCAACCCAAAAUGUGAUGGCUGCAUAUGACUUUGAUAUGUUAUUCACAUUUGUUUUGCCUGGAUGGGAAGGUGCAGCACACGACACCUCCAUUUUUCUUAAUACUAUUCGUAAACAAAGUAACAAUUUUCCGCACCCACCACCAGGGAAAUAUUAUGUUGUUGAUUCUGGAUACCUAAUGAUGAAAGGUUAUUUGGCACCAUACAAGGGGAUAUCAUACCAUCUUCAGGAAUUUCGAAGGAGAGGUGGAAGCCCUAGAACUAGACAUGAAAAAUUUAAUCAUGCUCACUCAUCUCUUCGAUGUACGAUUGAGCGCACUUUUGGUGUGUGA